AUGGAUGACAGUAUCCAUGGUGAUGUGCUCCUUGUAGGAGAAGGCGAUUUCUCAUUCUCUGUGUCCCUGCUUCACCAGUACUCUAGUGAUACACUGCAUCAUGUGACCACUACAAGCUUAGAGAGUGAAGACUCCAUUACUAAACACCAAGCUGCGGGGCAGUGUAUCCAACAACUUAGAAAAAAUGGUCUGACUGUACUGUUUCAAGUUGAUGCUACAAAACUCCAUGAUAACAUCAAUUUAAAAGGGAGAGGAUUUGACAGAAUUAUUUUCAACUUUCCUCAUGUGGGUGGAAAAUCCAACAUAAAGAAAAAUAGAAAGCUCCUUGAGGACUUCUUCCUGAGUGCUUCAAAUGUGUUGAAGGAAAAUGGUAAAAUUUUGGUGACAUUGUGCAAAGGUCAAGGCGGGUCACCAGCAGAUAAACCAAUGAGAGCUUGGCAUAACAGUUGGCAAGUGAUUUCUAUGGCAGCCAACGCUGGAUUCAUUCUGAGAAGAGCUGUACCAUUUCAGACAGGCAGUUAUAAGCAGUACAAUAGUACCGGGUUCAGAAGUCAAGAUAAAGGAUUCCACACUGAGAGGGCAAUAACCCAUGUUUUUGAGAAGGCGGAGAUAGUCCCUGUGCCAGAUCAGAAAUCUCUAAGGCAUCAUUUGUCUGACAAAGUCAACAGGAGGCUACAUGAGGAACCUGGCCACCCUGUAUUUGAGGUGAGGAGACAACUAGAAGAGAACCUUGUUACAUGUGAUGACUUCAUCAAGGUGGUUGAUGUGGGAACCCCUAUCUUGAGGCGACCAUUGGAAAAGUCGGUGAUAUCACCUGUGUUAUCACUAACACAGAAUGUGGAAUUACUUCACAUAUCAGAUUCAAAGGCAUCUAUCGGUGGAGAUAAUCCUUCUUCCAUAAUAUCUGAAGCAGCAGCAGACAACAAAACAUCACAAUGCGAUGAUGCUUUGGUGCAUUAUCACAAAUCAACACUCCAGGACGACUCGUCAUCGCUUGACCUAACUGUUUCGUGUGGCGAUACACUCACAUGUGACAUGCACACAAGUCAAUGUUUUUAUCUGGGCUACAGAAAUCAGCUCACUUGUUAUGGUCCUAUUAUAGGAGAUCAGCCAAUAAAACCACGGAAUGAAGAACUGAAACAGUCUGAUUUAAUGUCAGACAUUAAAGAGGUAGUCACAGAUUUAGAGGAAGACACAGAGACAGGAAAACAACCAAGAGAAACAUAUGUCUCUACAGAUACCCAACCUAGCAACACUGGAAUAUCAGAAAACCAUGAACAUCUGCGAAUAUCAAUGCUGGAACAUUUAACUGACUUGAUACACCAUAUGAAACUUAGUCCAAAACAGAUUGUCAUAGCAACGGGAGAUGUAUAUAGGCGUGGCGAGAUCAGCCCCAAUAUACAACCAUGGUCAGUGGAAAUGAUUUGUGUUUUGCCAGAACUUUCUGAUGAAAAUAAAGAGGAAGAAACCACAGAAUGCAUUCCUCUAAAUUUUGAAUCAGUUUUUCUUCAUGCCGAUCAAAUGUGUGCAAAAGUAGCUUCAGCACUCGGAUCAUGUGGAAAGAUUCAACUAGAGAGAACUAGAAAACUGGCUACAUCAUCUACAGAUGUGUAUUCCGUUGGCAGAGUAAAUAUGAGUGUUCUUGGUGAUGAAGGACAGACAUGGAAGUCCAUCGGCUCAAUUUUGAUAUUAAGCCCAAAACAAAAUCCUCCACGAGUUAUUCUGGUGUUUGAUGUCAUCAAAAUGUGUAAAUGUUUGUAUCAAAUUCCAAACGAGUUGCUUCUCUGGUCAGCUGAUAGAAGGGUAACCCAACAGUUCAAAAGGAAAGAUUGUGAUUGGCCAAUAUUUGAAACUGUUAGUUUAUAUCCAAUGACAUUUACUUUUGACAUGAGUUUCUGGGUGAAACCUGAGGGAGAAUUUGAUACCCUGCUAUACCUUGACAUCAUCAGGAGUGUCGCAGGCGAUCAGAUAUUAUCAGUACAAUUAUUAGAAAUGUAUGAGGAUGUAGAGACAAACAGGCCUAGUCGACGUCAUAGUCGGUGUUACAGAUUGAUCUUCAUGUCACAUGAUCGAGUGUUGUCAUACAACACUUCCUGGCAAUUACAGAGCAUGAUACGACUGGAGGUGGCUCGGAUUAUGGAUGUUGAGCUGAGAUAAUAACUAAUGCAGAUUUAAUUUUGGUCUUGAAGGAGAUGAUAU
Ylistrum balloti is the source of this 2199-nucleotide messenger RNA. Its product is annotated as ferredoxin-fold anticodon-binding domain-containing protein 1 homolog. The coding region runs from base 1 to 2157 and encodes 718 amino acids. Gene Ontology annotation, molecular function: rRNA (uridine-N3-)-methyltransferase activity. Gene Ontology annotation, cellular component: cytoplasm. Lineage: Eukaryota; Metazoa; Mollusca; Bivalvia; Pectinida; Pectinidae. Gene Ontology annotation, biological process: rRNA base methylation. The transcript has 5 exons. The record is from RefSeq and is a predicted model, not a curated record.